Messenger RNA from Pseudophryne corroboree (corroboree frog), 3104 nucleotides. It is a transcript of the gene ESYT2, whose product is annotated as extended synaptotagmin 2. Gene Ontology annotation, biological process: lipid transport. NCBI's taxonomy places the organism in Eukaryota, Metazoa, Chordata, Amphibia, Anura, Myobatrachidae. The record is from RefSeq and is a predicted model, not a curated record. Gene Ontology annotation, cellular component: endoplasmic reticulum membrane; extrinsic component of cytoplasmic side of plasma membrane. Gene Ontology annotation, molecular function: calcium-dependent phospholipid binding; phosphatidylethanolamine binding; calcium ion binding. The coding region runs from base 329 to 2992 and encodes 887 amino acids. The transcript has 23 exons.
UGUACAUCCUGUAGCUGUGGCUGGGCAGUGGGAGGAGGCGGCUGCAGCAGCAGCAGAGAGGCAGAGGUUGCUGGAGGAGCUCCCCGGGCGCCUGUAUGCAGCACUAGACCGCGCACAUUUGCAUGGCACAGGCGGGGGCAGCUCAGCAGCUUUGGCAGAAAUCGCCUGCGGUGAGGGCAGCUUGGACAUAGUGAGUGUCAGUGCCUGAUGGUGGCUGCUGGCUGAGCCGCUGUGUGCAGAGGAGGGGAGAUCUCCCUGCAACGUUUAGCCACAGACACUGCUCACAGCAUCCCCUCUUUCCACAUUGCAGCUGGGCACAGGGUGCAGGAUGACCCAGGCGGAUGGCACACAGGGGGGCACUCCUCAGCCCUCCCCGCCGGAGGUGGCUGGCACCCCUGCUACGUCUCCGGGUGUGCCCGCGGAGGAGCCUGGCAUGAUCAGCGUGGACAUUGCGGGACUCUUCUACCAGUUUUCCAAGACUUUUGUGAUUAUCUUCCCCGUCUAUGUGCUGGGGUACUUCGGGCUGAGCUUCAGCUGGCUGCUGGUCGCCCUGGUCUUCCUCAUGUGGUUUAGGAAGAAUAAAGGGAAUAAAAGUUCCCGGCUGAACAGGGCUCUGGCGUUCCUGGAACAGGAGGAGAAAGCGGUGAAGCACAGUAUCAGCACGUCAGAGCUGCCAGCCUGGGUUCAUUUUCCAGACAUUGAAAGAGCAGAAUGGCUAAACAAGACCGUCAAGCACAUGUGGCCCUACAUCUGCCAGUUCAUAGACAAGCUGUUCAGAGAAACCAUAGAGCCAGCGGUCAGAGGAGCAAAUGCCCAUCUGAGCACCUUCAGCUUUACCAAGAUUGACAUGGGCCUCCAGCCAUUACGUGUGAAUGGUGUAAAAGUAUACACAGAGAACGUGGACAAAAGACAGAUUAUAUUGGAUCUUCAGAUAAGUUUUGUAGGAAAUACAGAAAUUGAUUUGGAAAUUAAGAGAUAUUUCUGCAAAGCGGGUGUGAAAAGUAUCCAGCUUCACGGUACAUUGAGAGUCAUUUUGGAGCCUUUGCUUGGAGACAUCCCAAUUAUUGGAGCACUGUCUAUAUUUUUCCUGAAGAAACCGCUACUAGAUAUUAACUGGACAGGUCUUACCAAUCUAUUGGAUAUUCCUGGUCUCAAUGGUGUCUCAGAUACAAUAAUAUUGGAUAUUAUAUCCAACUACCUGGUUCUUCCAAAUCGUAUCACUGUUCCCCUUGUGAGUGACUUGCAGAUUGCACAAUUACGGUUUCCCAUUCCCAAGGGGGUUCUAAGGAUACAUUUUAUAGAAGCUCAAGACUUAAUGUGGAAAGACACAUACAUGAAGGGACUUGUAAAAGGGAAGUCUGACCCAUACGGAGUUGUCAGGAUCGGUAAUCAGGUUUUCCAAACCAAAGUCAUCAAAGAAAAUCUAAACCCCAAGUGGAAUGAAGUAUAUGAGGCUUUGAUACAUGAGAAUCCAGGUCAAGAACUAGAGAUUGAACUCUUUGAUGAAGACACAGACAAAGAUGAUUUCUUGGGCAGUCUUUUGAUUGACUUGGCUGAAGUGGAGAAGGAAAGAGUGGUGGAUGAGUGGUUUACACUAGAUGAAGCUACUUCUGGAAAGCUUCAUUUAAAACUAGAGUGGCUUUCACCAAAGUCCACUACCGAGAACCUGGACCAGGUGCUGACCAGCAUUAAAGCUGACAAGGAUCAGGCGGAUGAUGGCCUCUCUGCGGCUCUGCUUAUUCUGUACUUGGAUUCAUGUAGAAAUUUGCCUAGUAUCUACGAGGGGAAUUUGGGUUGUGGAUACUUGAAAGAGAGGAAAGCUUCUGGACUGAUCUUUUGUGAAAACACCUCUUCCCUGUAUAGAACAUUGUUUUCAGGAAAGAAAAUCGGUAGCACGCCAAACCCCUAUGUACUGUUCUCUCUGGGUCAUACUGUGCAAGAAAGUAAGGUUAAACACAAGACCAUUGAGCCAGUGUGGGAACAGACAUUUACUUUCUUCGUCCACAAUCCUAAAAGACAAAACCUUGAAGUGGAGGUUAAAGAUGAAUAUCAUCAAAGUUCCAUGGGAAACCUGAAGAUUCAAUUGAAUCAGCUACUGACCAGUGAUGACCUGACCAUUAAUCAGAGGUUUCAGCUAAAUAAUUCUGGGCCUAACAGUACCAUCAAGAUGAAGAUUGCACUCAGGAUCCUCUAUGUUGAUAGACCUGUGCGAUCGUCUGAUGAGCAACAUACUUCCCAAGUAAAGAGGCCGUCCAUUUUCAAGGGGAAAACUCCAACACCUUCAACCUCAUCAACUACAGCAGAGACACAGAAGCCUCCACCAACACCAAAACUAGAUGCUAAUAAAACAAGUGUAAAUAAGGAGAAAGAGAGCUCACCAAGUGCUAGUCCCCAGAGACCAACAGAGCUACACAAAAGCUCUUCCAACCUCUCAGGUUCCAGCUUUACAUACUCUCCCUCACACCUGUCCAUGAAAGAGCCCACUCCCAGUAUCGCCUCGGAUAUAUCCUUGCCCAUAGCCACCCAGGAGCUCCGGCAACGGCUGCGACAACUUCAAAAUGGGACAACCCUGGGCCAGUCCCCGCUAGGACAGAUCCAGCUAACCCUUCGGCACAGCUCUCACAGAAAUAAGCUCAUGGUUGUGGUACAUUCCUGCCGAAACCUAAUAGCGUUCUCUGAAGAUGGCUCUGACCCAUACGUUAGAAUGUAUUUAUUGCCAGACAAACGAAGGUCAGGUCGAAGAAAAACCCAUGUGUAUAAGAAGACGUUAAAUCCUGUAUUUGAUCAAACCUUUGAGUUCAGUGUGUCGUUGCCAGAACUCCACAGAAGAACACUAGAUGUUGCUGUUAAGAACAGCGGAGGCUUCUUAUCUAGAGACAAAGGGCUGCUUGGAAAGUUAUUGCUGGACCUAAACUCUGAAGAAAUCACCAAAGGAUGGACACAGUGGUAUGAUUUAACUGAAGAUGGGACAAGGACGUCUGUUUCAAACUAGCCUAUCACAGCUCCUCACAAUGCACCUUUUAUCAGCAACUACAUAAUUAUAACUGUAUUGUGCUUGCAAAUUUUAUCAAUAUAUAUUUUUUAUAAAUCCAUUUAUUUCAUUA